Messenger RNA from Hylaeus volcanicus, 1073 nucleotides. RefSeq names its product mitochondrial inner membrane protease ATP23 homolog. The coding region runs from base 313 to 1056 and encodes 247 amino acids. Gene Ontology annotation, molecular function: metalloendopeptidase activity. Gene Ontology annotation, biological process: mitochondrial protein processing; mitochondrial proton-transporting ATP synthase complex assembly. The transcript is spliced from 5 exons. The record is from RefSeq and is a predicted model, not a curated record. NCBI's taxonomy places the organism in Eukaryota, Metazoa, Arthropoda, Insecta, Hymenoptera, Colletidae. Gene Ontology annotation, cellular component: extrinsic component of mitochondrial inner membrane.
AUGAGAUGCUAACACGAACUUGAUUAUUCUAUUAUAAAUUAUCCACUGUUUGCAUUUAAUGUUAGAGAUUGCAAUAGAAUUGAAAUAUGGCGUAGUCAACAUGAAAUUCUAUGUAUAGAGCGACCAAGGACGUUCGAAGCUCUAUCUUGGGAUUCUUGGGUAUCAUGGGGUAUCACUACCUUGAAGUUUGCUGUAUGCCGUAACAACAGUUGAAAACGUGAUGUAAGGGAUGUUUUCGUAACCUAUAUUCUUUUAUUGUUAUUUAGUAAAUUAUUUUUUACUAUUGAAACUGCAAACAAAAUUGUUUAUACAAUGACACUUAUAAAGGAGGGAAGUAAAGAAGAAACAGUUGAAAAUAAGAGUGAUGAACAGAUCAAACAAUCCGAUCUUUAUCCAGAAAGGAGACAGAAACCUCGUAGUUGGCUUAACAGAGUGUUUUACGUAAAAGAACGAGAAGAACUAACGAAGCUUAAAUGUGAAGCAAAUGUUUAUAACUGCAUAAAAGAGAGUGCUCUCGUUAAACUUAUGAUGGCAGCACUAAAGAGUGCAGGAUGUGAAAUUGACAUUCGUCGUCACAUUUCAUGUGAAGUAUGUGAUCUAUCAGUAACUGGUGGAUAUGACCCAGAACUAAAUCAGAUUGUAAUUUGUCAAAAUAAUGUAUCUAAAUCAGUUGUUCAAGGUGUUCUAAGUCAUGAAAUGAUCCACAUGUUUGAUUUUUGUCGUAAUAAUUUGGAUUUAAAUAAUAUAGACCACUUAGCUUGUACAGAAAUAAGAGCAGCAAAUCUGUGUCAUUGUAGUUUUAUGAGUGCUUGGAUACAAGGACUUGCUUCACCUUUCAAUAUUAAAGAAGCGCAUCAGAAUUGUGUAAAAGACAAAGCUAUAAAAUCAAUACUUGCUGUACGAAACGUCUCGGAGGAUAAGGCACGCGAAGCAGUGCAGCGUGUUUUUCAUAGAUGUUAUAAUGAUUUAGAACCUGUUGGAAGACGAAUUCGUAGAAAUUCACUUGAUAUGGAUAAAGCGUAUUUGGAAGGACCAUUAUACGGAUAUUCAAAUUAAAAUAAUUUUUAAAAAUA